This is a messenger RNA of Myotis brandtii (Brandt's bat), 1816 nucleotides long. It is a transcript of the gene CHST2, whose product is annotated as carbohydrate (N-acetylglucosamine-6-O) sulfotransferase 2. The record is from RefSeq and is a predicted model, not a curated record. Gene Ontology annotation, biological process: N-acetylglucosamine metabolic process; sulfur compound metabolic process. Bases 270 to 1208 code for a protein of 312 amino acids. Lineage: Eukaryota; Metazoa; Chordata; Mammalia; Chiroptera; Vespertilionidae. The transcript has a single exon. Gene Ontology annotation, molecular function: N-acetylglucosamine 6-O-sulfotransferase activity.
GCUCCCCCGCUGCCCCUGUCCUAGGGGCGGCACCGGCAGCGGAGGCGGGGGCCGUGGCCCCUUCCGGCAAUAGCACUCGCAGCUCCAGGGGCGGUGAGAUCAAACGGCAGUUGGUGUACGUGUUCACCACAUGGCGCUCGGGCUCGUCCUUCUUCGGGGAGCUCUUUAACCAGAAUCCCGAGGUAUUCUUCCUAUACGAGCCAGUGUGGCACGUGUGGCAAAAACUGUACCCAGGGGACGCCGUGUCUCUGCAAGGGGCAGCGCGGGACAUGCUGAGCGCUCUCUAUCGCUGUGACCUCUCAGUCUUCCAGCUGUACAGCCCCGCUGGCAGCGGGGGGCGCAACCUCACCACACUGGGCAUUUUUGGCGCUGCCACCAAUAAGGUCGUGUGCUCUUCGCCGCUCUGCCCUGCCUAUCGCAAAGAGGUCGUGGGGCUGGUGGACGAUCGUGUGUGCAAGAAGUGUCCACCCCAACGCUUGGCACUCUUCGAAGAAGAGUGCCGCAAGUACCACACGCUGGUCAUCAAGGGCGUGCGUGUCUUCGAUGUGGCCGUGUUGGCGCCGCUACUUCGAGACCCGGCCUUGGACCUCAAGGUCAUCCACUUGGUGCGUGAUCCUCGUGCUGUGGCCAGCUCACGCAUCCGCUCGCGCCACGGUCUCAUCCGUGAGAGCCUGCAGGUGGUACGCAGCCGGGACCCGAGAGCCCAUCGCAUGCCAUUCCUGGAGGCUGCUGGCCACAAGCUGGGUGCCAAGAAGGAGGGUGUGGGUGGCCCAGCAGACUACCAUGCACUUGGCGCUAUGGAGGUCAUCUGCAACAGCAUGGCCAAGACACUGCAGACAGCCCUGCAGCCCCCUGACUGGCUACAAGGCCACUACCUAGUGGUGCGGUACGAGGACCUGGUGGGAGACCCCGUCAAGACCCUACGGAGGGUGUACGACUUUGUGGGACUGCUGGUGAGCCCUGAAAUGGAGCAAUUUGCCUUGAACAUGACCAGUGGUUCGGGCUCCUCCUCCAAGCCUUUUGUGGUGUCUGCCCGUAACGCCACUCAGGCAGCCAAUGCAUGGCGGACUGCCCUCACCUUUCAGCAGAUAAAACAAGUGGAGGAAUUUUGCUAUCAGCCCAUGGCUGUGCUGGGCUAUCAGAGGGUGAAUAGCCCCGAGGAAGUCAAAGACCUCAGCAAAACCCUGCUCCAAAAGCCCCGGCUCUGAGGGUUUCUUGGGAGGCCUGACUGGAGGUGGGAGACACCCACAGGAAGACUGUUGAGGUGGGAGACAACCCACCCACAGGGGACUGUGGUGUGUUUAAACAGAAACAGUCCAGACCCAAGCCGAGGAAGCCCACAUAUUCUACUAUAGAUGUAUAAUAUAAAUAACCACACAGACACUUGCUGUCAGUGUUCCCAGUCUUGCAUUUCAAGAACAGUCACAAUACACACACAUCUCAGAAAAGGCGAGACUUGAAAGUUCUGACCAGCUGCCUUCCUGUCCUCUCCCUGCCUUUUCUCCCUUUCCCUUUCCCCCAGGUCUUACCCUCUCUCCUACCUGCCCUGCAUUUUGAAGUGGGAUACUGAUUAAAUCAAGAUCCAGUAACCCAAAUCUUGUUUACAAAGUUUUUGUGGUAUCUGUGAACAUGUAGUAGCAUAAUUUGGAUGUGGGGUGAGGGAAUAAAAAAAGGGGAAGUGGCCCAGGAGCCGAAAGCCCCAUUGGGAAUAAUAAACCAAGGAGGCAUUCAUUUAAAGUAGACUUCUCUGUAAAAGCAAAGGUUAUAUGUGAGUAUUAAUAAAGAAGAUAAUAAAUAAUACUAAUUUUUAUACUUG